AUGUUGCCACUUCAUCGAUUAGAAACAGCCAUCGACCGCAAACUGGGGAGUGAUACUAGCCAACGCAUCGAGACAAUCUACCCCUUUGUAGUGCCACCGUGGUGGGAGCCACCAGAAGCAAGGAUUAACGAUACCCGUGAGGAGGCUAUCAAGGCUAUUGAAGCAAUCUCAGGAACAGAUACAACAAUACAGUUCUUUACCGAUGGGAGCGGCUUUGACAAUGGGAUUGGGGCAGCGGUCUACUCAUCAAUAGGACAGGCUUAUAAGCCAUGGGUGCCAGGCCACAAAGGGGUCCCAGGCAACGAGAAAGCAGACCAGCUGGCAAAGUUGGCUGCAGUCGAGGCGACACGGCGUACACAGGAGAACGCCCGCAUAGCCAGGAUCAGCGCACCCAAUCAGACUACACCACACGCCGCAUGA
Messenger RNA from Talaromyces stipitatus ATCC 10500, 420 nucleotides. RefSeq lists its product as uncharacterized. The record is from RefSeq and is a predicted model, not a curated record. Lineage: Eukaryota; Fungi; Ascomycota; Eurotiomycetes; Eurotiales; Trichocomaceae. Gene Ontology annotation, molecular function: nucleic acid binding. The transcript has 2 exons. The coding region runs from base 1 to 420 and encodes 139 amino acids.